Molecule: messenger RNA, 444 nt
Organism: Drepanopeziza brunnea f. sp. 'multigermtubi' MB_m1
Lineage: Eukaryota; Fungi; Ascomycota; Leotiomycetes; Helotiales; Drepanopezizaceae
Biological process (GO): intronic box C/D snoRNA processing; nuclear-transcribed mRNA catabolic process, RNase MRP-dependent; tRNA processing
Cellular component (GO): ribonuclease MRP complex; nucleolar ribonuclease P complex
Molecular function (GO): ribonuclease MRP activity; ribonuclease P activity
Source: RefSeq, a predicted model, not a curated record
AUGGACGUCCCAAAUACCUCAAGCAAAACCUUAACCGCGCAUAUGUGCAAAAGCGCUCACCGAGGCCACGACAUUAUCACCCAAAAAAUCAAAACACCUUCUUUCUCUUAUAUCAAUCUCCAACUUAUUCCAGCAAGCCCUACCACCAAUGACGCUCAGCUAGACGCUCUCACCAUCCAACACUAUAUUGGUCUCGCGUUAUCACAGUUCCUCGGACUUACUGGCUCAGCAAUUUCAAUUGACAUUGUAAAAGUUGAAGGAGAGGAGUGCUGGAUCAGGGUUCCGCGUGAGGAUUUGAAUCCUGUGCUCGCGGCCGUGGGCGGCUGGGUUGGGCCCCCAGGGUCCCAGGAAGAGGACAGGAUUGGAUGGAGAGUCAAAGGGUCUGGUAACUGGCUUGGUCUGCUUGUUGCACAAGCAGGAGCAGGUCACGUUUGGGACGACUGA